CAAUUACUUAGAGAGAUCAGACUGGAUAACCACGACAAUAACAACUACACUAAACCGUGGACACGUCGUCUGGAACCAUUAUUAUCUUGUCCAAUCUACUAUUUUUGUUCUAUCUGUUAGUGUGGUGUUAAAAAAUCCUGUAUGAGAAAUUAGUAACAGUGCAGAAUGGGUGGCUUACUUAGUUAUUUUUCUGGAUUAUUUGGAAAUAAAGAAAGACGAAUAUUAAUUUUAGGAUUAGAUGGAGCUGGUAAAACAACUAUAUUAUACAGAUUACAAGUUGGUGAAGUUGUUACAACUAUUCCAACCAUUGGUUUUAAUGUGGAGACUGUUACAUAUAAAAAUUUAAAGUUUCAAGUAUGGGAUCUUGGUGGACAAACAAGUAUAAGACCAUAUUGGAGAUGUUAUUAUUCUAAUACAGAUGCUAUUAUAUAUGUUGUUGAUAGUAUGGAUAGAGAUAGAAUAGGAAUUUCUAAACAAGAAUUAGUUUCUAUGUUAGAGGAAGAUGAAUUAAAGAAAGCGAUAUUGGUAGUAUUUGCCAAUAAACAAGAUAUUGAAGGUGCUAUGACAGUCUCAGAAGUAGCUAAUGCAUUAGGUUUACCUGCACUUAAAAACAGAAAGUACCAGAUAUUUAAAACAUCAGCAAUUAAAGGAUUAGGUUUAGAUGAAGCUAUGGAAUGGUUGUCAAAUACAGUUCAACAACAGAAAUAAAGUUUCUUACUUGUCAUCAUCAACUCAUCAUCGUUUUAUGAAUAUAUGAAAUCAUUCAUGAUCAAAUCAGUGAAGAACAAUUUUGAUUUGUCGGGCAUUAUUCAAAAUUGCUUAAAUAAAUUGAUGAGGAGAAUAUAAUUUAUAGGUCCCAUAAUUUAAUGUAUUUUAUUCACCAUUUCUUUGUUUGAAUAGGAAACUUCUGUCUACAAACAGUACAGAGUGACAUUAUCUUAGCUUGUGGAUAAAUUGUUUCAUUUAUUGUCAUAGCCUCUGUCAUCAAAACUACCAGUAUUGCACAUAAUAGUUUUGUUAAUGAUAAAGACUUCCAUUGAGAACACCCAAUUCUGAGAUUGAUUGAUACACACUGUGUGUAUUGUCUGUUUGUAUAUGAUCUAUAACUAUUAAAGAUACAAAUUAUUAUUUGUGUAUAAAUGUAAAUAAUUGAUAAUAUUAUUGUAUUGUAAACAGAAUAUUUGGUUGGUUGUUGAUGUUGUAUAAAAUAUAGUAAAACUAAAAUGUGGCUAUUAAUGAAUUAUUGAUUUUAAUAAAUAAUGCUUGGGAAGUAUCUUAAAUUGGCUUUUAGUUCACUGGCUGAUUUGACUGCACAACUUAAACUGUAUGCAUAAUUUGAAAUAUAUCUGCCAAUCCAGUGCUAAGAUAUAGACCAUCUGCUGCAUUACAGAUGGGGAACCACGAUGACUCAGUGAGUAAGACACUGGCUAGCUAGUCUGGAGGUCGCAGGUUUGCUCCCGGUGUUGGCCGAGAAAGUUCAACAUGAUUUUCAGGUGUGGUUUCCCCUUGUCAGUGGUGCAGGAUGGAGGGCCAGACAAGGAAAGCUGUCUAGUCAUUCAGAUGAAAUGGAAAACCAAGGUCCCGUGUACACAUUGGCAUGCACAUAUAAGUUCCCACAGCAGUUGAAAUUUGAUAAAAGUCCGGGCAGAAUUUCCCUCAUAGCACACUGCCUGGCAUAUGCCUCUUCUCAUUAGCCCAGUCUGAGCAGACUAGUAGAACAUUUAACCCCAUUUCAUUUCAUUUCAUUGUGCAUUACAAAUGGCACACACAUUGUAACCAUGAGUGGUUUUCAAGCAGUAAAAUGUAGCGAUCUUAAGGACCAUUUGACAGAUUUAUCUUAGAUAAUGUAUGCAAUAUAAUUUGAACAUGUCUUAUGUUACUGUAUACUCAAAUCAGCCAUUGUCUUCUAUAGAACUAAUAUAACUUAAUGUUUUGGGUUAUUGUAUGUUUUAUUUGGUGAAAUAUACCCAGAAAUAUAAUGAAUUUUAAAUCUAAAUAUGUAUAAUUGUUGGGGUUUUUUUUUCUCAUCUUAACUUAUUUUAUGUAAAAUAUAAACUUAUUGAGUUCAUAUUAUGAUGUAAAUAAUAUGUGGUGAUUUUACAAUUUUUUUGACCAUUAUGAAUGUAUUGUAAACUACAGCAGAUCUGAUUGUCCAGGUUUCCGUGUAUUGACUUGUUAAUUGAGACACAGUACAUACCAAGAACCCUACAACAAGUUAUAAAUGAAAGGGUUGCAAGCACACUAGGGGGUAUGGAUUAGAGGGCUACUUCCAGCAAAAUCUUGUAGGUUUCCAGAUGCUUUCGGAUGCAAUCUAAAGCCAGUUACAAUUCAUAUAACAAGUCUGGGGCACCUUUGAUAACAUGUCUGACAAUUUAAUAAUGUAUUAAUUAUUAAUAAAAAUAUGUUGUAGAAUUACAA
Molecule: messenger RNA, 2418 nt
Organism: Patella vulgata (common limpet)
Lineage: Eukaryota; Metazoa; Mollusca; Gastropoda; Patellidae
Product: ADP-ribosylation factor-like protein 1
Exons: 6
Coding region: 166-708 (180 amino acids)
Biological process (GO): intracellular protein transport; vesicle-mediated transport
Cellular component (GO): cytoplasm; Golgi apparatus
Molecular function (GO): GTP binding; GTPase activity
Source: RefSeq, a predicted model, not a curated record